Messenger RNA from Aspergillus wentii DTO 134E9, 759 nucleotides. Its product is annotated as alpha/beta hydrolase. The record is from RefSeq and is a predicted model, not a curated record. The coding region runs from base 1 to 759 and encodes 252 amino acids. The transcript is spliced from 2 exons. NCBI's taxonomy places the organism in Eukaryota, Fungi, Ascomycota, Eurotiomycetes, Eurotiales, Aspergillaceae.
AUGGCCAACCCCAGCAUCGUGAUCAUCCCCGGCUCCUUCUCGCCUCCUUCCAUGUACACCACCUUCGCAUCCCAUCUUCAGUCCAACGGCUUCGAAACCAUCGUUGGAACCCUCCCGACAGCCUCGCGAACUCCCCCCUCCCCAGCCGCCACAAUGGAAGACGACGCAUCCCACUUUCACGACGUGAUCAAUGCACUCGCCGACGAGGGUAAAGACGUCGUUAUCGUCGCGCAUUCCUACGGUGGUAUCGUCGCGAAUCAAUGUGCACAGGGUCUGUUAAAGACUGACCGUGCGGCGUUUGGGAAGCCUGGUGGUGUUGUCAGGGUGGUGUUUAUCACUUGUAUUGUGCCGGCUUUGGGGUGUUCGACGUCUGAUACUACGAGUGAUAUACGGUUUGAUGGUAUUUCUGUGCAGGGCGACUACAUGACUCUCGACGCAGUGGAGAGUGCAAAGAUGAACUUUUCCGAUCUUCCACUGGACGAGGCAGUCAAGUUCUCCAGCCACGCGACGAUGCAUUCUGCGCUAAGCUUUGCGGGGAAACUCUCGUAUGCUGCGUAUGAGCAUGUGGCUGUGUCGUAUAUCAUCUGUGAGAAGGAUGCCUGUCUCCCUCCUACAUUCCAGCAGGACAGAAUCAAGUUGAUCGAAGAGAAGAGUGGAAAUAAGGUAGACACGCGGUCCAUCAACGCGGGCCAUUUUCCGCCUAUCACUCGACCCGAGGAAUUGGCGGGUUUGAUUCAGGAGGCUAUCAUUCGUGUUUGA